CAGAAAACAUUGAAUGCACAGGGAUAUACUGAUUUUAAUCCUCCCACAAAAUUAUGUCAUUGAUCAACACACACACACAGUUCCAUGGUCUCAUUAGGAACGCUUGUUAUCUUUAUGUUACUUUUUAGUCUGAAUGACGUGUGCUUCAGCACAACCCAGAACUGCCAGCUUAGCUCCCAGGAGAAGCCUGGAGAGAUGUCUCCUACUGCCAGCUCGGCUCCUGUGAAGACCCGGAGACUUGUCCUUGGGCUACGCCUCAGCUUCCUGCUGUCCCACCAGGCCCUGCCCCAUUAGAGUGUCUGAGACUGAGAGCAUUUGGCAGGCCUACCAGGCUCAGCUCGGUUAGUCCACCAAUGAGACGAAAGUCUGUCUCGAUGGUCAACAAGUCUGUCACACAGACAGAAAAUAAUCAAUUGUAUUACCAGCUGUGUAAUGCUGCUUACUGUUGUCAUGAGACUGUGGCCAGAGCAUACAGGUGAAGGGUUUACCCACAGCAGCCUUUAUUAUGGCUGGUCCAUUCUACACACCAGGGCCUCCCCAGACCAGAUUCUUAAAGGAACAAGCCAACUUUAUGAGAAAUAGCCUAUUCACUGCCUACCCCAGAGUUAGAUGAGAGGAUAUAUGCCUUUUUCUUGUCUGUGAGUCUAAUAACCCAGUCUGACACAGGCAGCCUAGAUUACUAUAAGUCACUGGAAGUGUGUUAAACCAGUUAGCCUAUAGCUCCCUUUUAGCUAUACGCUGGUCUCAAUAAUACUAGUAAUGUAAAUGACCUUUUACCAAUUACCAUUUUAGAGUAAUUUAACAUCCCCAUAAGUUGUCUUUGUUAGUGUAGAGUAAGAGUUAUGGGGAAGGUGUGUGUGUGUGUGUGGCUGGGGGGAGGGGUUCGUUCUGUGCCCUACAUUCCACUACAGCAGUGUCGGAGCUGUGAGUGUAUCAUAAAAACGGAGGACCGAUGAACUCAGGUUUGUGCAAAAAGUUAUUUCUGACAAAAACGUAAUGUUUAGAUAGACACCAAACUCACAGUAUGGCUAUGCGAGUUUAUCCACAUCUUUAUCUGGUCUAAAGGUGGCAUCUGUCUUCAGUAAGAAAGUCUUUGAGGUGCAAUGGAACUGCUUUCAACCCUCCUCCUCUGCCUGUCCUGUCUCAUCCCAAGUGGAGGAGGCCAGAGUGCAGAGGAGCGCCUGAUGAGCUGGUUGCUAGGGGAAGAUCGCUACAACAAGCUCAUCCGACCUGCAGCCAACCGCAGUGAGCGGGUAACUGUCAGCCUGCAGGUGUCUCUGGCGCAGCUCAUCAGUGUGAAUGAAAGAGAACAGAUCAUGGUGACCAAUGUCUGGCUUACACAGAGCUGGCAGGACUUCAGACUGACAUGGGACGCCUCUAAGUACGAAGGGAUCACCAAGCUCAGAGUUCCCUCAAAGCACUUAUGGCUUCCAGAUGUUGUUCUGUACAACAACGCCGACGGGGAGUACGAGGUGACGGUCUACACCAACGCUAUCGUGUUUGCCAGCGGACUGGUGUACUGGCUGCCUCCUGCCAUUUAUAAGAGCUCCUGCAGGAUUGAGGUCAAGCACUUCCCUUUUGACCGGCAGAACUGCACCCUCAAGUUCCGCUCCUGGACCUACGACCACACAGAGGUCGACCUGGUUCUCCGCACCAAGAUGGCCACCAUGGACGACUUCACUCCCAGUGGAGAGUGGGACAUCCUGGCCCUGCCCGGGAGGCGCACAGUCAACCCCUCAGACCCCACUUACGUGGACAUCACCUACGACUUCCUGAUCCGGAGGAAGCCGCUGUUCUACACCAUUAACCUCAUCAUCCCGUGCGUGCUCAUCUCGACCCUGGCCAUCCUGGUGUUCUACCUGCCGUCGGACAGCGCAGAGAAGAUCACCCUCUGCAUCUCCGUGCUGCUGGCUCUCACCGUCUUCCUCUUGCUCAUCUCCAAGAUCGUGCCACCCACGUCCCUGGACGUGCCGCUCAUCGGGAAGUACUUGACCUUUACCCUGGUGCUCGUGACCUUCUCCAUCGUCACGAGUGUGUGUGUGCUAAACCUGCACCACCGCGCCCCCAGCACACACACCAUGCCCCGCUGGGUCAGGCAGGUGUUCCUGGUCAGCCUCCCUGCCUUGCUCUUCAUGAGGCGCCCGCAGAACCACUCCGCUCAGCAGCGGCUCCGCAGGUGCAGGACCGGCGGAAGGGAGCAGCCUACGGCAGGGCCCAGGAUGGAGGAUGACUUGUGGGACUCGGCUAGCGCCACCGCAGCCGCCUCCUCCAGCUCGUCCUCCGGCUCGCUCGGCUCCAGCACUGAGGUGGACGCUCAGGUGGACCCUGCUUACAGGUUUAAACAUGAUGACGUGCAGAGGUCCUCAGGGCUGUUGGGAGAACAGCGUGGAGAACCAGAACAGAACCCUGUAGUGGAAAGAGCCCUGCAUGGCCUCGAGUUCAUCUCCCAAUGCCUGCUCGGGGAGGAGGAGGACCAGCUGGUCAACGAGGACUGGAAGUUUGUGGCCAUGGUUGUGGACCGGCUUUUCCUGUGGGUCUUUGUGAUUGUGUGUGUGGCUGGAACCCUGGGCUUGUUCCUGCAGCCUCUCUCUCAGCAGGACGCCAUCCCCCUCAGCUGAGCAGAGACCGGACCAGUGACCAGACCAGCAGCAGUAACCCUUCAGUUGACCAGCGACCAGACCAGCAGCAUUAACCUUUCAAAAUAAUAAUAAUAAUAAUACGUUUAUUUUAUAUAGCGCCUUUCUCAAACCCA
Messenger RNA from Alosa alosa (allis shad), 2752 nucleotides. RefSeq names its product neuronal acetylcholine receptor subunit beta-4-like. The transcript has 6 exons. Gene Ontology annotation, molecular function: acetylcholine-gated monoatomic cation-selective channel activity; transmembrane signaling receptor activity. Gene Ontology annotation, biological process: nervous system process; monoatomic ion transmembrane transport; signal transduction. NCBI's taxonomy places the organism in Eukaryota, Metazoa, Chordata, Actinopteri, Clupeiformes, Clupeidae. Bases 1104 to 2618 code for a protein of 504 amino acids. The record is from RefSeq and is a predicted model, not a curated record. Gene Ontology annotation, cellular component: postsynaptic membrane; synapse; neuron projection.